This is a messenger RNA of Linnemannia hyalina, 1728 nucleotides long. Lineage: Eukaryota; Fungi; Mortierellomycota; Mortierellomycetes; Mortierellales; Mortierellaceae. The record is from the annotation of a GenBank genome assembly.
AUGUCACAUGCACGGCCACUGCUGUCAACAGUCGCAGCCAUAACACUCUCAACCCCCCUCAAGUCCCUCGCAGGCACCGCACUUUGCAACACAGGCGAUACAUUCAGGCACAAGGCUCUCGCCGUGCGGAGAGUCCUUUUGGCAGCCGAAGCGGUCGUUGUGACCGGUUACGAUUACAAGUAUUCACUCGGCUACGGGAACCGAGAUCUGGAUGUGAACGAUCCCGACGAUGAGAAGGAGCGGAAAGCGAGGAGGAGUCGGUUGCACCAACGGAGUGCUGAGAGGGUUAUGAGGAUGAUGCGAGAGAACGGCGGCAUUUACAUCAAAUUGGGCCAACAUCUUGCAAGUCUAAAGUACCUACUUCCCGUCGAAUGGACCCGAACCAUGGAACCCCUCCAAGACAGAUGCCUCCCAUCCUCCAUCGAAUCGAUUCAAGCCCUCUUCCUCUCUGAUCUGGGUCAACCACUCACCGAGAUCUUUUCGUCCUUUGAUCUGACACCCAUCGGAGUCGCCUCUCUCGCCCAAGUCCACAAAGCAACCCUCAAACAGACCGGUCAAGAAGUCGCCGUCAAGAUCCAACACCCGGCGUUGAGCGAGUUCUCAGAGAUUGAUAUGGUCACCAUCUCACAACUGACUACCUUUAUUGCCUGGGCGUUCCCUGAGUUUGAGUUCUUCUGGUUGAGUGAGGAGAUUCAAGCUAACUUGCCCAAGGAGCUGGAUUUCCGGUUUGAGGCGAGGAAUUCUGCAAGGACGGCUGUCAACUUUGACCGCGCUCGAUCGUUGGGCGACCCUUCGACUGUCAAAGUCCCAGAUGUCAUCUGGGCUCAAAAGCGAGUCCUUGUCAUGGAAUAUAUGAAUGGAUCGAGGAUCGAUAAUGUGGAGUACCUCAAGGCAAACAACAUCCUCGUCUCCGAGGUCUCCAAGGAGAUGGCACGCACGUUCUCGCAGAUGAUCUACAAGGAUGGCUUCUUGCACUGUGACCCCCACCCUGGCAAUGUCAUGAUCCGUCCCACCCCUGCCGGCUCACCCUCGCACCGCAACUUUGAGAUCAUUCUUCUGGACCAUGGUCUCUACCGAGAGCUGUCACCUGAGUUCCGACUGAACUAUGCUCGUCUUUGGACUGCCAUCAUUGCCUCGGACGAAGAAGCGAUCAAGCGCCACGCUUUGUCACUUGGAGGGAUUGAUGCUUAUGAACUUUUUGCUUGUAUCUUGACGGGUCGCGAUUGGGAUGUGAUCCAGGAUGCCAAGUUGACAAAGCAGGUCCGUAACAAAGAGGAGACAUCCAAAAUCUCGCAGGGUGCUGGAAACUGGUUGGUCGAGAUUGCGGACAUCUUGGCGCGAGUACCUCGCGACCUGUUGUUGCUGUUCAAGACGAACGACCUCUUGCGUGCGUUGGAUGAGGAUAUGGGAGCGGAUGAUGGCGCACAGAUGAGGACGUUUGCGGUGAUGGGUCAGUACUGUGCUCAGGUCAUCUAUGAGGCCGAGAAGAAUGAUAUCAAGAACAGUAUUCUUUCUGUGACCACAACGGCGACGGGUAGGGCAGAGGUAACAGUGAGGGUGGUGGUAUCGGCGUGGACACGGGGACUUGGAGCGUUGUUCAAGGCGUAUUGCAAGUUCUUGUACAAGAAACUGUCGUUGAAUGUGUUUGUCUGGUGGAUCGAUCUUAGUCAGUCCAAUUCUCUACUUUAUAGGAUCCUUUUCAAGUGUGAGCGACUCCUCAUCGCCUAA